GAGGUAUUCUCUGAUAUGCAGCCAUUGGUCCGUUCUGUUCUUGAUGGAUACAAUGUAUGCAUAUUUGCAUAUGGUCAAACUGGAUCAGGAAAAACAUUCACAAUGAGUGGACCAAGAGAUUUAACAGAGAAGAGUCAAGGAGUUAAUUACAGAGCACUUGGUGAUCUGUUUCUUUUUGCUGAACAAAGAAAAGAGACAUUCCGCUACCAUAUUGCUGUUCAGAUGAUUGAGAUUUACAAUGAGCAACUCAGAGACCUUCUCGUUAGUGAUGGAAGCAACAAAAGAUAUCCUUGUAAAUCUCCACCGUCUGCGAGCUAAAGAAAAGAGCUAGGUAAAGACAUGGGUCUUCACUGUUUUUAAAACCAUUCAAAAAACUUUCAAACUAACUAAAAUAUGCACGUUUUAUUAUUAUUGUCAACUUGUCGUUGCUCUUUCAUUACCUACCCGCCCAU
Molecule: messenger RNA, 452 nt
Organism: Camelina sativa (false flax)
Lineage: Eukaryota; Viridiplantae; Streptophyta; Magnoliopsida; Brassicales; Brassicaceae
Source: RefSeq, a predicted model, not a curated record